Aspergillus oryzae RIB40 is the source of this 1008-nucleotide messenger RNA. Its product is annotated as RMD1 family protein. The record is from RefSeq and is a predicted model, not a curated record. NCBI's taxonomy places the organism in Eukaryota, Fungi, Ascomycota, Eurotiomycetes, Eurotiales, Aspergillaceae. The transcript is spliced from 2 exons. Gene Ontology annotation, biological process: positive regulation of mitochondrial translation. The coding region runs from base 1 to 1008 and encodes 335 amino acids.
AUGCUCAAAGAGCAAGGGCUCUAUCAAACAAAGGUUGUGACGGCUUAUGCGGUGGCCGAACAAUUCAACAUCCGCAAAGCGCGGGAAAUUCUUCAAGAGAAAGGCUAUGAGCCAGAUCCAUUUGAUACCGGCCUUUACCCCCAGGUGGUUCAUGUUCAGGUCCCUUUAGACUCCAUUCGCCGCGUUAGCAACCCGGCCACCACGGAUUUGGCUCCCAACGAAGUUGGCGAUAUUUUCGUUUUCCCCUCGGGUACCGUUGUGGCGUGGUCUCUCCCGGAAGGCUUCACGUCUUUCCUCGCAACUAGGACCUUACUACCUGCAGCCGAAAGACCUCAUCUUGAUAGCUUGGAGACGGAAGAUCUCGAGUAUGUGGAGGAUCCGCAACGAGAUAGCAGCAGCAUAAAGGGCGAUACCAUUAUCCUAGGCACCAAACCAAGCAACAAUGAAACAAGCCCGCAGCUUGAUCGACAGCCUGUGGAUACGGUUUUAACAAAAGUGGCAUUCUCCUCUGGGCUGGCUCGGAGCACAAAAUUGGCAGUGUUGGAAACACUCCUGUCAAAUUAUUUCGAAUCAACUAGAUCAAUACCUACACUAUUGUCACAAGGCUCUCGCCUUCCAUACACAAGAGACUUUAUCCUUCGAAAAACAGGGCAGUUAUUGAGCGUACGUGCCCAGUUGAAUCUUUAUUCAGAGCUCACGGACUCCUUGCCGGACCUCUUCUGGGAUAGCCGGCAUGAACUUGGGUUGGAGGGAUACUACGAACAGGUAGGAAGAGCGUUGGAUGUCGGAAUUCGCAUCAAGCUCUUGAAUGAAAAGAUGGAUUAUGCGCAGGAGAUAGCAAGCGUCCUCCGGGAGAGGCUAAGUGAGACACACGGACUGCGGCUUGAAUGGAUCAUCAUCCUCCUCAUCGCAGUUGAAGUCUGCUUUGAGGUUCUGAGAAUGUGGAAAGAGCGAGCCCAUGAGCAAGAGUUACAGAAGGAAAAGGCUAUAGAUGCGGUGAAAUCUUGA